CCGGGGAGGGAGCCCCGGGGGCGCGCGGGGGCGCAACUUUUGCGCCGGGGCCGAAACUUUAAUUACCUUUAAAGAAAAAGGCCUUCGGAUCGCCUCCUCCCUCCCCCCCCUUCUGGCCGCGGCGGGGCCCACAGCGCGACCGUGAGAGAAAGUUUCAAAGCGGGCGGCUUCCUCCCCGCCCCGCCCGCCCUCGCCGCCAUCCGUGUGUCCGUCUGCGCGCGGGCAGAGGUGGGGGCGGCGAGCCGGGGCCCGCUCCGCACCCCUGCACGGGCAGACCAAGGAGACGUCUUGGGGGUGGAAAAACAAUCCUAAAGACCACCAGAGAGUUAUUUCUUCACUGCCACUAGUUUCAAAAAUAAACCAUGACUGAAUCUGCGUCUAGCGCAAGUGGCCAGGAGUUUGACGUCUUCAGUGUUAUGGACUGGAAAGAUGGAGUAGGCACAUUACCAGGAAGUGACUUAAAGUUUCGGGUCAACGAGUUCGGAGCCCUGGAGGUCAUCACGGAUGAGAGCGAGAUGGAGAAUGUUAAAAAAGCAACAGCUACCACAACCUGGAUGGUACCGACGGCUCAGGAAGCCCCGACCUCUCCCCCGAGUGCCAGGCCCGUAUUUCCACCUGCCUACUGGACAUCUCCACCUGGAUGUCCCACAGUCUUUUCAGAGAAGACCGGGAUGCCUUUCAGGUUGAAAGAUCCAGUGAAAGUAGAAGGGCUUCAAUUCUGUGAGAACUGUUGUCAGUAUGGCAACGUAGAUGAGUGUCUUUCUGGAGGAAACUAUUGCAGCCAGAAUUGUGCCCGACAUAUCAAAGACAAAGAUCAGAAGGAAGAAAGGGACAUAGGAGAAGACAACGAGGAAGAAGAUCCUAAGUGUAGUCGGAAGAAGAAACCAAAAUUAUCUCUGAAAGCCGACUCCAAGGAGGAUGGAGAAGACAGAGAUGAUGAGAUGGAGAACAAACAAGACGGGAGGAUCCUGAGGGGUUCACAGAGAGCCCGAAGGAAAAGACGGGGUGACUCGGCUGUACUGAAGCAGGGUGUGCCUCCGAAAGGAAAGAAAGCCUGGUGCUGGGCAUCCUACCUGGAGGAGGAGAAAGCCGUGGCUGUGCCAGCGAAGCUCUUCAAGGAGUAUCAGUCCUUUCCGUAUAACAAAAAUGGGUUUAAAGUUGGCAUGAAAUUGGAAGGUGUGGAUCCAGAGCAUCAGUCUGUAUACUGUGUCCUCACCGUGGCUGAGGUUUGUGGCUACCGGAUAAAAUUGCACUUUGAUGGAUACUCUGACUGCUACGACUUCUGGGUAAAUGCAGACGCUCUGGACAUUCACCCAGUCGGCUGGUGUGAGAAAACCGGCCAUAAGCUCCAUCCGCCGAAAGGUUAUAAGGAAGAAGAAUUUAAUUGGCAGACCUAUCUUAAGACAUGCAAAGCUCAAGCUGCUCCCAAGUCAUUAUUUGAAAAUCAGAAUAUAACAGUGAUCCCAUCAGGCUUUCGAGUUGGAAUGAAGCUUGAAGCUGUAGACAAAAAGAAUCCUGCGUUCAUCUGUGUUGCUACGGUAACAGAUAUGGUGGACAAUCGUUUCCUGGUACAUUUUGACAACUGGGAUGAGAGCUAUGACUAUUGGUGUGAAGCUUCGAGCCCGCACAUCCACCCCGUCGGCUGGUGUAAGGAGCACAGGAGAACACUCAUUACUCCACCAGGUUAUCCAAAUGUGAAACAUUUUUCUUGGGAUAAAUACUUAGAAGAAACCAAUUCUUUACCUGCCCCUGCAAGAGCUUUCAAAGUGAAACCUCCGCAUGGAUUCCAGAAAAAAAUGAAGCUUGAAGUCAUAGACAAAAGAAAUCCUGUGUUUAUUAGAGUCGCGACAGUUGCAGACACGGAUGACCACCGAAUAAAAGUUCACUUUGAUGGCUGGAAUAGUUGCUACGAUUACUGGGUAGAUGCAGACUGCCCUGAUAUUCACCCCGUGGGCUGGUGUUCAAAAACCGGGCAUCCUCUUCAGCCUCCUUUGAGCCCCUUAGAAUUAAUGGAAGCUUCAGAACAUGGUGGAUGCUCAACCCCAGGAUGUAAAGGGAUUGGCCAUUUUAAGAGAGUGAGGCACCUGGGCCCUCACAGUGCUGCCAACUGUCCCUAUUCAGAAAUCAAUUUGAAUAAAGACCGAAUUUUCCCAGACCGCUUAAGUGGUGAGAUGCCUCCAGCUAGUCCAUCAUUUCCAAGAAAUAAAAGGGCAGACACAAAUGAAAUCUCUUCAUCUCCUGAAAUCAGGGACCAGCAUGCUGAUGACAUCAAAGAAGACUUUGAAGAGAGAACAGAAAGUGAAAUGAGGACGUCGCAUGAAGCCAGAGGUGCCCGGGAGGAGCCGAGCGCACAGCAGGCGCAGCGUCGAUCAGCCGUCUUUCUGUCCUUCAAGUCCCCGAUCCCGUGCCUGCCGCUGCGCUGGGAGCAGCAGAGCAAACUGCUCCCCACCGUGGCCGGGAUCCCUGCCAGUAAGGUCUCCAAGUGGAGCACCGACGAGGUGUCAGAAUUCAUACAGAGCUUACCUGGGUGUGAAGAGCACGGAAAGGUGUUUAAAGAUGAACAAAUCGACGGAGAAGCCUUUCUGCUUAUGACCCAAACAGACAUUGUUAAGAUUAUGAGCAUUAAGUUGGGCCCUGCUCUCAAAAUUUUCAAUUCUAUCCUGAUGUUCAAAGCUGCUGAGAAGAACUCUCACAAUGAACUUUGAAGAUGGUGAAUUUUGAAUACCAUCAGCUUUUCUGCUUUAAAGCUCAUGUUUUAUUCAAAGCACAAGGACAGUUAUAACUCCUAUGCGAGAAGUCUCCAAAACUCGAGAGCGAUGCUAUCAGAUUAUUUAUAUUCCUCAAGAGACAGUAUAUACGAAUCCUUAUGAAAAUGCUUCGGCUUUUAACCAAGUACUGUCUAACAGCGGUCAUCCUUUGGUUCUGUUCACUGAGCUGAAUUUAUCUUUGUACAUCUUUUUGAGGCUGGGGGUGGGGUGGGGGGGAAGGGGACUUCGUUAAUUAUUUAUGGUAAAAGGGGGGAUCAGAGUAAGAACUUUUGGCAUUUUGUAAACAUUGUUGAAUUCUCUUUCAUGCACACUGUUUCUUUUUCAGUACUUUCAGAAACCUUUUUAUAUAAUCCAACUUCAACUUAUACCAAAUUAGUCAAAACCUGGCUGAGGUUGGCCAGUGGGACUGUUACCUGUAUUAUUCAUUCUGUGCCAUAUUUUGAAUUGCAACAUUAUGCUGACAAUAACUUUGCAAGUCAUGAUACUGCCUAACUGCUUGUCAUAAUUUGUUGGGGCCGAACGGUGGUAGAGAUUACUUUUCCUUAAAUCAGUGUUUUUACUUUUGCACGUAUUAUGAAAUGUUAAACAAAUUACUUUUCACCAGCAUCUUUACUAUAAUUACCAAAAACGUGUAUAUAAAUAAUGGAACUGAAAAAUAAAAUAUAUAAAUAAAUUA
Molecule: messenger RNA, 3444 nt
Organism: Nyctereutes procyonoides (raccoon dog)
Lineage: Eukaryota; Metazoa; Chordata; Mammalia; Carnivora; Canidae
Gene: L3MBTL3
Product: L3MBTL histone methyl-lysine binding protein 3
Exons: 23
Coding region: 363-2705 (780 amino acids)
Biological process (GO): regulation of DNA-templated transcription
Cellular component (GO): nucleus
Molecular function (GO): zinc ion binding; protein binding
Source: RefSeq, a predicted model, not a curated record